Sphaerulina musiva SO2202 is the source of this 969-nucleotide messenger RNA. RefSeq lists its product as uncharacterized. Gene Ontology annotation, cellular component: cytoplasm; ubiquitin ligase complex. The transcript is spliced from 4 exons. Gene Ontology annotation, molecular function: ubiquitin protein ligase activity; ubiquitin conjugating enzyme binding; zinc ion binding. NCBI's taxonomy places the organism in Eukaryota, Fungi, Ascomycota, Dothideomycetes, Mycosphaerellales, Mycosphaerellaceae. The coding region runs from base 1 to 969 and encodes 322 amino acids. Gene Ontology annotation, biological process: positive regulation of proteasomal ubiquitin-dependent protein catabolic process; ubiquitin-dependent protein catabolic process; protein polyubiquitination. The record is from RefSeq and is a predicted model, not a curated record.
AUGACGAUCUGCAGUGUCUGUCGCGACUUCCAUCUGGCUCGCUCUUUUCCAGACGCUCCAGAAGACUCUGGUUGUGCGGCUCACUCGACAACAGCCUGUCUAAAUUGCUGGCAAAGAUGGAUUUCGAAUGAACUCAAGCGGGUGCAACCUGGUGAGCUUCGCUGCUUUGAAUGCCAGGCGAUCUUGAAGGAGAGUGAUGUGAAGCUGAGGGCCACGGUUGGCACAUACGAGCGGUACAUGCAGCUUGUUGCGUUUAUCAAUCGACCGCCACUCCAGGGCACAUAUCGAGAGUGCCUAAGGGCGACAUGCGAUUCCGGUCAGAUUCAGCCUGACGACUACUCGACGUUUCAAUGCCAAUCGUGCACUCACAAGCACUGCGUGCCCUGCCAGAUGCCUUUUCACGAAGGAGUGAACUGCGAGGCGCCGCUGCUCGAGCGUAAGCGAGCCGGUGUUCGGUUUGAGGUCAUUUGGAAGGGAAAGAUGCACAGCAUGCGUCAGGCGCAUAAGUCGGAAGAGGAUGCCACUGGGGAGGUUCUGGACAAGACGUGUAAGAAUUGUCCUGAACCGAGCUGUGGCGUGAAGAUCAUGAAGGCAGGUGGCUGCGAAAUGAUGGAGUGCUACAAGUGCGGUCUCAGUUUCUGCUGGCUCUGCCUAGCUCCUCAGAGCAAUGUUGAAGACCAUGGCAGCGCAGGCCACAAAGACGACUGCCCUCUCUGGCGACGCCCAGGCAUCGUCGGUCCUCAGCACGUCGACAUCGACAACGCAGAGGACCUCCUCGCGUUAGGAUUGCAGCUCGACGAAGAGGAAGAUGAAGAGAUCUAUGGCGGGCCAGAUGACUUUCUUGCGAACCUGCAGGCUUUCCAUCUUUUCAGAGGGCAUCGACUAACCCAAGAUGGUGAUGAGGCAGAGCCAGCGGCACGCAGGCCACCUACGCCAGAAUUCGCCGCUCUUUGGGGAUCUGGGAAUUGA